This is a messenger RNA of Fusarium verticillioides 7600, 1620 nucleotides long. RefSeq lists its product as hypothetical. Gene Ontology annotation, cellular component: membrane. Gene Ontology annotation, biological process: carbohydrate transport; transmembrane transport. The coding region runs from base 1 to 1620 and encodes 539 amino acids. Lineage: Eukaryota; Fungi; Ascomycota; Sordariomycetes; Hypocreales; Nectriaceae. Gene Ontology annotation, molecular function: carbohydrate:proton symporter activity. The record is from RefSeq and is a predicted model, not a curated record. The transcript is spliced from 6 exons.
AUGAGUCGUUCAGCGGUCGCCGUGCCAUCAAACACACAGGAAGGUGAUGUCAACACCAUAGUGACCAACCUGGCCAAUCAAGACAAAGUGCCAUGGUAUCAGAAACGAAACCUACGAAAUCUUUACUUUAUGCUGAUCCCGACAUGUAUGGGUAUUCAGAUGACAUCCGGGUUUCACGCCCAAAUGAUCAAUGCUAUGCAGAUAUUGCCGUCAUGGAUCAGCUACUUUGGCAAUCCCCAAGGAUCUCUGAAGGGCAUUAUCGCAGCUGCAUAUCCUCUAGGUGCUAUUAUGUCACUGCCGUUGAUACCUAUCAUCAAUGAUCGAUUCGGAAGACGUUGGUCCAUCUUCAUCGGGUCAUUCAUUAUGGUCAUCGCAUCCUUGGUACAGGGAUUCGCUAAUUCUGCUGGUUCUUAUAUUGCUGCACGUUUGAUCCUUGGCUUCGGGAUUCCGCCGUGCUUGGUAGCGGGCUCCUCCCUAAUCGGAGAAUUAGGAUACCCAAAGAAGGAACGAGCGGUUUUGACAUCGCUUUUCAGUGUUUCGCACUUUAUCGGUCAAAUUACUGCAGCCGGCAUUGUCUUCGGUACCAAUGGCAUAUCGUCCGAUUGGGGUUGGCGAAUCCCGUCACUCCUCCAGAUCGCCCCGCCGAUGAUCCAGCUCUGCUUUGUAUUUUUCGUUCCUGAAAGCCCAAGAUGGCUUGUCGCCAAAGACCGCAGUCAAGAGGCCCUACAUACUCUAGUCAAGUUCCACGCUGAGGGACAAGAAUCUGACUUUGUCAAGGCGGAAAUGGCACAGAUCCAGUCAACGUUACGCAUCGAGAUGCAAAACACCAAGAGAUCAUGGCUUGACCUUGGCGCAACUUCAGGCAUGCGAAGACGUUUGCUGACGACCUGUAUGUUAGGCCUGUUCACGCAGUGGUCUGGAUCGACUCUUAUCUCAUACUACCUCGGCGACCUGCUGCAGAUCACGGGCAAUGAUUCUUCCUAUUUCAAGCAGACUAUCAACGUUAGCUUGUCUUGCUGGAGUCUUGUAUGCUCGUUCACAGCGUCAAUGCUCGUUCGUCGGUUCAAACGUCGACAUAUGUACCUAGCCUGUACCAUUAGUUUGCUCAUCUGCUUUUCCACCUACACCAUUAGCAUGGAGAGGACAAUUACAGCAAAGGAGAACGGGGGAUCCAACGAUGCUGCUGGUGCGGCUAGCAUUUUCCUAUUAUUCGCUUAUUCACCUUGUUACUGUCUCGCCCUCAAUACAGUUACAUACACAUAUCUUGUUGAGAUCUGGCCCUACGCUGAGAGGUCUCGUGGUAUAGCUGUUUUCCAGCUCUUUGCACGUUCUGCAGAGUUUCUCACCACCUUUGUCAAUCCAAUUGGUCUUGCAAAUAUAAGCUGGCGGUAUUUCAUCAUUUACUGUUGCAUUCUUGCGUAUGAAGUUGUUUUUGUGUACUUCUUCUUCCCAGAGACUGCUGGUAGAACGCUUGAGGAAGCAACAUUCUUAUUUGAAGAAGAGAAGUCAUUAGCUGUAGAGACUAUACUUGCAGUGGAGAGCUCAACUGCCACAGAGCUUAUGGCAAGGGACUCUAUUGAGCGCAGAAAUGCAGGAUCUGGGACAAAGAAGUUAGCGUAA